Molecule: messenger RNA, 1474 nt
Organism: Dinoponera quadriceps
Lineage: Eukaryota; Metazoa; Arthropoda; Insecta; Hymenoptera; Formicidae
Gene: Rbp1
Product: RNA-binding protein 1
Exons: 6
Coding region: 116-556 (146 amino acids)
Biological process (GO): mRNA splicing, via spliceosome
Cellular component (GO): nuclear speck
Molecular function (GO): RNA binding
Source: RefSeq, a predicted model, not a curated record
AAGGAUCGGGAGCCAUUUUGUGGCAUUUAGUACGUGCACUUGGCAAGAAGGAGGUGUUUACGGAGGCAGCUUGUCCAGUUGUGCUCCAACAGUCAACCUUACGAAGAGCAAGAAGAUGUCUCGUUACCGUGAGUGGGACUUGUCCUGUAAAGUAUAUGUGGGCAACCUGGGCAGCAGUGCCAGCAAACAUGAGAUCGAAAGUGCGUUCAGUAAAUUUGGCCCACUAAGGAACGUAUGGGUUGCCAGAAACCCACCCGGCUUCGCCUUCGUAGAGUUUGAAGAUCCACGAGAUGCUGAGGAUGCAGUGAGGGGAUUAGAUGGAACGCGCUGUUGUGGCACCAGAGUAAGAGUAGAGAUGUCUUCUGGCAGAAGCCGGCGUGGUGGUGGCGGCCGUCGACCGGGUCCACGAUAUUCCAGAUCCUGGUCCAGAAGCCCGAAGCGAUCAUCGUUUAGCCGGUACUCGAGGUCAAGAUCACGCAGUCCUCGCAGGAGAUCGAUGACCCGCAGCCGUAGCCGAGAUCGUCGCUCACGUUCGGACUCCCGUGACAGACGUUAGGUGCUAAAAGUGUUCGAGAGACAAUGGACCGACUUAAUCGUCCGGACGGAAGAUAAAAGAACGAUAUAAAGCGAAAGACAAUUUUGUAUGUACAUAAAUAUCAAUCGUUAGCCAUACGCGUUACACGUUACAUGCACUCGCACACGUACAUCAUGCACGUUUGCCGAUUAUGAGUGGACAACCAUUUGCAAAAAAGAAAACGGGAGGAAAGCAAAAGCUAUUUCGACGAACUUUGUGGAUUUUAUGUAAUUCAAUGUUAGGCUAUAUUUGUCUUGUAAGUUUUACAUAUUAUUACAUAUAACAUAUUAUUAUUACACAUAAUACAUGCAUAUACAACACAUGCAAGAUGUGUGACCCACCGGAAAUUCCUUAGGCCUCGAAGCGUUUACGAUGCCACUUAUAAAGCCUUUGACGGUACGGUGAUAUAUGUAUGCAUGUAUGCAUGCAAUAUCAUGUACGCAAUAUCGUGCAUGCUGUUAAAUGCUUCGGAGCGUCUAGCGGAUCACAUCCACAAUUGAUUCGAUUAAUGUUGUCUGCCCCGCAGAUCUCCUGAGAUCUAUUCUUUUUUGCUGAACUAGUCUACACUUGUAGAAUUUAAAAAGAUAGCCGUAUUCAAUGGAAACUUUGUAUAAGAAAGAGGAGAACUCUAGUGGAAGCGAGUGCAUCCAGUUCAGUGAUAAAGGACAGACCUAUUAAUCCUUAUCGGUCGUAAAUCACCUCUCACGUGACAACAAUACUUCGUCGCUACGGUCGUACGUCACGUAGGAGGUGACAAGUUCGCAUAUUUAUCGAAACCAGCUAGUGAGAAUCACGCAUAAAAAGCUAUAGCGUCCGAUAAGGGUAAAUAAAGAGAGACCUCACUAUACCAGUUAUUUCGUUUGUCUGUUUUUUUUUUCGCAUUUUUAGAAAAAAAAAAAA